AUGGCACCUCCCAAGUCGGCAGCCGAGUUUGUUGACUUUGUCAAUGAUUCUCCCACCCGUGAGUCUGACGUAGGGGUGAGGUGUUUCCCCUGUUUUCUGUAUCUCCGUGCUAACCGAACUCUGCACCUCAAAGCCUACCAUGCCGUGGCUUCUUCUAUCGCUCGCCUAGAGAAGGCUGGCUUCAAGGUCAUCAAGGAGCGAGACAACUGGGCCUCGACCCUCCGCCCUGGCGGCAAGUACUAUGUGACCCGCAAUGGCUCUUCCAUUGUGGCGUUUGCUAUCGGCGCAAAGUGGCGCCCCGGCAACCCAAUUGCCAUGAUUGGUGCCCAUACCGACUCUCCGUGCCUCCGUAUCAAGCCUGUGAGCAAGAAGUCCGCCAAUGGUUUCCUGCAGGUCGGAGUCGAGACGUACGGCGGAGGCAUCUGGCACAGCUGGUUCGACCGUGACCUAAGCAUUGCCGGUAGAGUCCUGGUCAAGGACUCUGAGGGCAACUUUCAUCAAAAGCUGAUCAAGGUCAAUAAACCCAUCCUGCGCAUCCCCACCCUCGCCAUCCACCUGGACCGCUCUCCGGAGUUCAAUCCGAACAAAGAGAACGAACUUUUCCCUAUCGCUGGGCUCGUUUCUGCCGAGCUCAACAGGACCGGUGCCUCGAGCACCGACGAUAAAGCCAAGGAAGAGGGUGCCGAUUCCGAAGACUUCCAGCCUCUGAAGCAGAUGACUGACCGACACCAUCCCUAUAUUCUGGACAUUAUUGCUGAGCACGCUGGAACCGAGGCCGAGAACGUUGUGGACUUUGAGCUUGUCCUCUACGACACACAGAAGUCGUGCCUGGGCGGCCUGAAUGACGAAUUCAUCUUCUCUGCUCGUCUUGACAACCUGAACAUGACUUACUGCAGCGUCAUGGGCCUGAUUCAUUCUGUCAACUCGACAGACCUGGACAACGACAGCUCGAUCAGGCUUAUCACUUGUUUUGACCACGAGGAAAUUGGUUCCACAUCUGCCCACGGUGCCAACUCAAACCUGCUCCCUGCCAUUAUUCGCCGUCUUUCUGUCGUUCCAAGCUCGCAGUUCUCCGACAACUCGAGCGACAAGUCCUACCACCAUGUCGAGUCGGAAGGCGACGUGGCUACUGCGUAUGAGCAGACCUGCUCCACCUCGUUCCUUGUCUCGGCAGACAUGGCUCACAGCGUCAACCCCAACUACGCGGGCAAGUAUGAGAGCAACCACCAGCCCGAGAUGAACAAGGGCACCGUCAUCAAGGUCAAUGCCAACCAGCGCUACGCCACCAACUCACCCGGUAUCGUCCUGCUCCAGGAGGCAGCCAAGAUUGCCAACGUGCCUCUGCAGCUGUUUGUCGUCCGCAACGACUCGCCCUGUGGAAGCACCAUUGGUCCCAUGCUCUCUGCCAAGAUGGGAGUUCGGACUCUCGACCUUGGAAAUCCCCAGUUGAGUAUGCACAGCAUUCGCGAGACCGGAGGCUCGUAUGAUGUUGAGCAUUCCAUCAAGCUGUUCGAGGCCUUCCUCUCAAACUACUCCAAACUGGAGCACAAGAUCCUUGUAGACUAA
Molecule: messenger RNA, 1566 nt
Organism: Thyridium curvatum
Lineage: Eukaryota; Fungi; Ascomycota; Sordariomycetes; Thyridiales; Thyridiaceae
Exons: 1
Coding region: 1-1566 (521 amino acids)
Biological process (GO): proteolysis
Cellular component (GO): fungal-type vacuole
Molecular function (GO): metalloaminopeptidase activity; zinc ion binding
Source: RefSeq, a predicted model, not a curated record